AACUACUUGAAAAGUGAAAGAACUCGCAAAAUGCAAACCAGCGCUAUUACAAUUAUUUCUUUGGCUCUCAUCGGUGCCACAGUGGCUAUACCAGUCGCCUCCAUUGCCAAGGCUCGUGCUGACAAUGGUAUACUCAACUUAUUGGCACAAUCCAAUUUGUUGGGUUCUUCCGCUGAUCCUGACAUCACAACCGAGUGCUUCAACCAUUUCAUGCCGAUCUUAAAUGAAAUUUCUACCAACUUCUCCGUGGAGUAUGAGCAAUGUGUCACAGUGGCCUCACAAGCAGCGGCCAAUCUCUCCGCUAAGGCAGCUCAGAAUCGUGCAGAUUUCGUUAAGGAAACCUCUGCGAUUUGCAGUGCUUUCAGUUCUUGCCACAGUGACACCGAUAACUUGGACUUCUUUAACUGUUAUGCUACAGCCGCCUCAACUGAUAUCAAUGAAAUUUACAAUUUAUCGGACAACGCUUCGAAUGCUGCUAUUUCGCUUAAAGGAGGAUUGCAACAAAUCAAGGACACCGAAGAUAUCUGCACCAACACUGCCCAAUGCACCUACACUGAGAAGACCUCUGAGACCUUCAGACAACUGUACGCAUGCUUCGGUAAUGGUUUGCCAGCCGAUACAACUGUCUCUGCUUCUUAAGGCUAAGAAGUCUUCAAAAAUACUAUUUGGAACCCAACAUUUUCAUUUAAUGUUUAAUAUCGAUACAGAAAACUAUUCAAAAAUAUAAUGUUUCCUUAUAAAAGCAAGACAA
Zeugodacus cucurbitae (melon fly) is the source of this 751-nucleotide messenger RNA. RefSeq lists its product as uncharacterized. NCBI's taxonomy places the organism in Eukaryota, Metazoa, Arthropoda, Insecta, Diptera, Tephritidae. The record is from RefSeq and is a predicted model, not a curated record. The coding region runs from base 31 to 639 and encodes 202 amino acids. The transcript has 3 exons.